Messenger RNA from Entrophospora candida, 969 nucleotides. The record is from the annotation of a GenBank genome assembly. NCBI's taxonomy places the organism in Eukaryota, Fungi, Glomeromycota, Glomeromycetes, Entrophosporales, Entrophosporaceae.
GGUAGUAGUGAAAAUGAAAAAGGAAAUCAAGAAUCUGAUGAUUUUUAUGAUUCUGAUGUAUGUUCUUUUAAUGAGGAAGUACCUGAGACUUUGGAAGAGAUUACAAAAAAUAUAAGAAAGUUGAAAGCGAAGCUAUCGAAAAAUUCAUCGGUGCUAUAUCAAGCAUUACAUGGUGGUGUGAAGGCGAUAAAUGUUUUGGGAUUAUCACAGAAGGAUCCUCUAGCCAGCCAGGUCAUUAGUGACGAUUCAAAGCUGAAACUAGCAUGGAAAAUGGUAACUGAGUUUCUUCCACCAUUAGUAGAAAGUAAAUGUAAUGAAUUCGUGGCCAGUUUCAUUGAGAAUAGAGUGGUAGAUUUGCCACAAAUGCUUUCGCACAAUGGGAUGUGGAAGGAAACUGAUGAAGAACUUGCCAAUGUUGCAAUGAAAAUCCUGGAUACUUUGAACGACUCUUGGAACAAUCCAGCGUUCAGUCAUGAGUUUGCUGGAUCUCAAAGUGAGGGUACCUACAUGACUAAUGUAAUAGUACCUGCUAUUUGUGCUGCACUGAAUAAUCUCCCGCUAAGGAAGUCUACAUUUGUCAGCAUUUCUGAAUGCCAAAGUGUUGCAAGCGCAAAUAGGAGAGGCGAAGGGAAAUCAGGAAGACAACCUGACAUUAUGUUUGUAGAGAAACAUAUUGGAAAAUAUUACAAGCUCAUGUAUACAGAAUGUUCGCAUUUAUUUUGCACAAUUAAAAAAGAGAAUGAUGAUAUUGUGAAGUUGUGGCGGGAAACAAAUGAUGGGAUGUAUUGGGUUCGUAAAAACAUUAGGCCUAAUAAGAACAAAUUUGGGAUUGUUGGAAUACAAGUAUCUGGGCGUAGGAUGCAACUUAAUGCUCUUGUUCGAGAUAUGGAUAAUGUAGAUAGAUAUUUUCAUUUAUGUGAAUGUGAAAUUCCUGUGCAACAAUCGGAUCCUACAGUUGUGGCAAGAUUU